Macadamia integrifolia is the source of this 1985-nucleotide messenger RNA. RefSeq names its product katanin p60 ATPase-containing subunit A-like 2. Bases 257 to 1498 code for a protein of 413 amino acids. NCBI's taxonomy places the organism in Eukaryota, Viridiplantae, Streptophyta, Magnoliopsida, Proteales, Proteaceae. Gene Ontology annotation, molecular function: ATP hydrolysis activity; ATP binding. The record is from RefSeq and is a predicted model, not a curated record. The transcript has 10 exons.
AUCGGUCGUAAAGAAACGCAACCGGUUUAAGCACUCUGUGCCUCUCUGUAGUCCGUAGAGAUGGGCUUUUCGAACUGGAAAGAUUCUUCCUAGUUCGUCGUUAUUACACUCUAAGACGCCCUCUACGAACUGUCUGUUCCGUAGAGAGAAGACAGUGACGGAAUCUCCAAGGACCUUGCGCUUCCUCUCCCCAAAAGAGAGAGAGAGAGAGAGAGAGAGAGUUUGUGUGUUUUAACACUUUACUCCUCUCUGCGCAAUGACUGAUGAGCCUUCUCAUACUCGCUGGUCGUUCAAGGAUUUCAAGACGUUUUAUGAUGCGAAAUUCGGGGGGAAAAGGGAUCCUGAGCAGAAAGAUGCUCCCUCGCAUGAUCAGACUGCAGAUUACAGUGGAGGUUCUUCGAAUGGUUCAGUUAAUGGGAAUGGAAGCGUAAGAAACACAUCUGAUAUGGCCAUUUACGAGCAGUUUCGGAAUCAGGAGAAAAAGAGCACACCAAAGCUUAAUGGAGUUUCUUCUGACAGAUUUAAUGAAACACCGCCGAAACCGCUGUUUCCACCUUUAGAAUCUGUAGAAAUGCGUGCAUUGGCAGAAAGUUUAUGUAGGGAUAUUAUUCGUGAGAGUCCAGAUGUGAAGUGGGAAAGUAUCAAGGGAUUGGAGAAUGCCAAAAGACUUCUUAAAGAAGCAGUUGUCAUGCCAAUAAAGUAUCCCAAGUACUUUACUGGUCUUCUAUCACCAUGGAAAGGUAUUCUACUUUUCGGCCCUCCAGGAACGGGGAAGGUCUGUUCGCAUACUUUAUUAUCAUUGAUUAAUGUUUUGAAAUUUUGCUUAGAUGGAAAUAUAGAUCUGUUAUUAAUCUUCUGUCGGUUGUACUAUCUACUGCUUGUCCGUCUAAGAAUGGAAAACUUGAAGUCAUCAGGCAGCUUCUCUGAAUAUGAACAGUCCCCAAAAAGACAACGAGUUGUCGAAUUUGUUGGAUUGACCUCAAUGUUGGUUCUACGUUAUUUGCAAAAAUUGAUCAUUCAUAUUAGACUGCAGAUGGAUGGUUUGACGAGGACAGAUGAACUUGUUUUUGUUUUGGCUGCAACGAAUCUGCCUUGGGAACUGGAUGCAGCUAUGCUUCGGCGUCUUGAGAAACGGAUCCUUGUUCCUCUUCCGGAGCCAGAAGCAAGAAGAGCCAUGUUUGGGGAACUCUUGCCAUCACCAUCAGUACCUGGUGAAGAAGAACUUCCAUAUGAUGUACUGGUGGAAAGGACAGAAGGUUAUUCAGGUUCAGAUAUCCGGUUAGUCUGUAAGGAGGCUGCCAUGCAGCCCUUGAGGCGGUUAAUGGUACUUCUGGAAGAUAAUCAAGAAGCUGUGCCUGAGGAGGAGUUGCCGAAGGUUGGUCCAAUCAGGCAUGAAGAUAUUGAGAUCGCCUUGAAGAACACUCGACCAUCUGCUUAUGUCAAUGCCCACCGUUACGAAAAGUUCAAUGAUGAUUAUGGGAGCCAAAUUAUCCAAUGAUGACAGUCCAGAUUAAUAAAGCAGGGUACGAGUGGGGUGUGCUGGUGUGGUGUGUUGCCAGAUCGUUUUCUUGAGAUCAAAGUACGAGGAAUAGUUCAGAAUCAUGGAAUCAUCUCACAAAAUCCCUACAUCCUCACUUGGUAAAGAAGUGUUGGCAGUACUGGCGAUUUUGAAGCUGCUACUUUUUACGUAUUGUUGGAUAUUUUUCUCUUUCCAGUUUUUAUAUAUAUCUAGAUUCUUCAUGUGACUGAGUCACUUUAGGGAUAGGUGCAUUUGUGAAGAAUCAGGAAAGGAACUCCAAACCCCCCCCCCCCUUUUUUUGGGAACAGUUUUUUGGGUUGAUAAGAAAUUUUUUGUGUAACGAUCAUGUUAGGAGAGCAUGUUACUUUAGUACAGGAUCAUCAAUCUGAGAAGGAAAUUCUCAAAAUACCUAGAUUCCUUCGUGGUAAUUAUUGUGACAUUUUUCCAUAAUCAGUCUUUGAUACCA